UUUACUGGUAGAAUAUGUUUAUGAUGACCUUGGGUAAGUCACUUGCUUCUCAGCCUCCUUCUCCUCCUCCUAGGCUGGAGUUUGUCAACUUACAUCACGGGGUUGGAAUCCUGCUGUGUGCCGGGGUCUGGCAUCUGCCAUUUCAUCUGUGAGCUCGGCCAGGAUGAACAACUGAGAUGCAGAGACUUGAAGACCCAAGGCCAUAAGCUGUAGGUUGCCUGUGGAGAAGGGAAAGUGGAAUGCAGACAAAGGCUGUAAAAAGGGGGAAAACAAAACAAAACACCUUUCUGUGGAAAUAACACCGACCCCUGUGUCCCCAGGAAAUUGGAAUGGCAGCAGAAAACCUUUCAGCCAGACCCCAGGUUGGGAGGCAACUGCUACUGAAAGAUAGUGACUGUUUCCGAGACAUUACUCCAGGCAGCAGCUGGGGACAUUGCAGAACGCUUCGGUCUCUCGAUGACUGAUGAUGGUCUCCAGUUGCCAAAGAAGGUUGUGGAUACCACGAGACAGGUAACCACUCCUCACCCCCUGAAGCAGAAGCGGAUGCCCCUAGGAGCCCUCGCCGGCUGGCAGUAGAGAUGGCUGACUUCACUGGCUGUAAGGAGGCCGCCUCCAGCCGCCACCUGCGGUUUAAGUUACAGAGUCUCAGCCGCCGCCUGGAUGAGUUGGAGGAAGCCACCAAGAACCUCCAGAAAGCCGAGGAUGAGCUCCUGGACCUCCAGGACAAGGUGAUCCAGGCGGAAGGCAGCAACUCCAGCAUGUUGGCUGAGAUCGAGGUGCUGCGCCGGCGAGUGCUGAGGAUCGAGGGCAAAGACGAGGAAAUCAAGCGAGCCGAGGAUCUGUGCCAGCUGAUGAAGGAGAAGCUGGAAGAGGAGGAAAACCUCACCCGGGAGCUGAAAUCCGAGAUCGAGCGGCUUCAGAAACGAAUGACUGAACUGGAGACGCUGGAGGAGGCCUUCAGCAGGAGCAAGAACGACUGCACCCAGCUGUGUCUGAGCCUCAACGAGGAGCGAAAUCUGACCAAGAAAAUCUCCUCUGAGCUGGAGACGCUCAGGGUCAAAGUGAAAGAACUGGAAUCUUCCGAGGACCGCCUGGACAAAACCGAGCAGAGUCUGGUGUCAGAGCUGGAGAAGCUGAAGUCCUUGACAUUGAGCUUUGUAAGUGAGAGGAAGUACUUGAAUGAGAAGGAGAAAGAGAAUGAGAAGUUGAUAAAAGAGCUCACUCAGAAGCUGGAGCAGAACAAAAAGGCCAGCCGCGACCACACGCGCAACACCCCCCACCUGGAGAGGAACGCGGCCCUGCGCAUCGAGGACGGGCUCUCCCCGGCCCCGACCGGCAAGGAGUCCCGGCGCAAGGCCACGCUUGACUUCUUCAAGCAGGUGGAGAACGACGUGAGAAACAAGUCAGAGAACGAAAAGAACCGAAACCACGAAGACAACAAAGUCAAAGACCUCAACCAAGAGAUCGAGAAACUGAAGACACAGAUCAAACAUUUUGAGUCUUUGGAGGAAGAGCUGAAGAAAAUGAGGGCCAAGAACAAUGACCUCCAGGAUAAUUACCUAACUGAACAAAACAAAAACAAACUCUUAGCCAGCCAGCUGGAGGAGAUAAAGCUGCAAAUCAAGAAACAGAAGGAGCUGGAGAACGGGGAGGUGGAGGGGGAAGACGCCUUCCUGUCCAGCAAGGGCCGGCCCGAGAGGACUAAGUUCAGGGGCCACGAGGCGCCCGCGGCCCGCAGCACUCCUCGGGAGCAGAGCCCGCAGCCCCGGCGCGAGCGGCACCGCCACCGGGAGGCGCUAGGCAGCGAGAGCUCCGCCCCGAGCCACAGGCAGCUGUCCUCUCCCGGCCUCCCUGGCCGGCGGGCAGCCAGGGGCCCGGGCGCAGACCCCGGGGCGCAGGAGGCGCGCGGCUCUGCCCAGAGCGAGGGCAGGAAGGCCAGGGAGCAGCCGCCGGUGCUGAGCCGCUACCCGCCCGCGGCACAGGAGCACGGCAAGGUCUGGAAGGGGGCGCCCAGGCCAGCCCCCGAGGGCGCGCUGAAGGGGAAGGUGGAGAAGACCACGCGGACGUUUAACGACGCCGCCCACGCAGCGCCUCCCAAUGACAUUUUGGGGCGCGCUGACAAGACUGCCGACCCUUCCUCGGAGGCCCUCUUUGGCAAGAGGGGCCAGGCCCCCGGCAGCGGGAGUCAGGCGGCAGACACCGGUGCCUCCAGGGCCAGCUCCGCCCUGGCCUCGUCACGGAGGGCCUCCUCAGAAGGACUCUCCAAGGGCAAGAGGGCCGCCAACGGCCCAGAGGCCGAGGCCAGCCCCCCGAACCCCAAGGCCCCGCUUCUGUCCAAGUACCCCUAUGGCACCAAGAGCCAGGAGAACAUCCUCCAGGGCUUCUCCACGCCGAGUAAAGAUGGAGCUGACCCGCCUGUGGCCGUGGUGACGGAGGACAGUGGCACCCAUGAGGCGCUGAGGUGCCGCGUCAUCAAGUGCGGCAGCCGGGAGAAGCCAGACUCAGAGGACGACAUGGACACGGUGUCCCUGGUCACCGCCAAGCUGGUGAACACGACCAUCACUCCAGAGCCGGAGCCCAAGCAGCCGGCCAGCUUCAGAGAGAAGGCCAGACACCGGGGGGCACUUUGCGCCGCCCUGUUUGAAAGCGAUAAAGAGGUGGGGACAGACAGUGAACCCGUGAAGCCUGUCCGGGGCCCCGCCAACGCGGCCGAGUUCCCGGAGGCCAGCGGGGCCGGGGGGAAGAGCCAGCGGCCCAUCAGCCCCAGGGAGGCCUUGCGGUCCAGGGCCGUCAUCAAGCCGGUCAUCAUUGACAAGGACGUGAAGAAAAUCAUGGGGGGGUCAGGCACCGAGGCCACCCUGGAGAAACAGAAGCCCACCCCCCGAGCAGGGAUGAACAAGGUGAUGAGCAGCAUCACCAUCUACCCCUCCGACAGCAGCACCCCCAGGGCCGCCCCGGCUGAGGCCCGGCGGGAGAGACACACCUCCACCAGCAACAUCCAGGUCGGGGGUCCCGAGCUCUCGCCGCUCUGCAACCACGUCAGCUCUCCCUCGGAGCUCUCCAUCCACAAACACGACAUCACCUUGCAGUUUGCCGAGGCCGAGAGGGCGGGAGACGGGCCCCUGAGGGGCCGGCCCGAAACGGUGGUGUCGCGCAGCAGCAUCAUCAUCAAGCCGUCGGAGCCCCUGGAGAGGAACAGCCACGUGCCCCCCGCGGAGACAAUCAGGUGGAAAAGCCAUAACGCCCCCCUGGAGGUGGGCUCGGCCGAGGCCAGGCAUGUCACCGUGCGCAACGCCUGGAAGAGCAGGCGAGACUGGGACGCCCCGGAAGACCCCCCGAGUCGGGCGGGCAGACACGCGGAGUCCAGCCAUGCCUACACCCAGAGGUCGGCCACGGACUGCUCCGACCUCGAGCCCCCCAGGGCGGGCCUUGAGCAGGGUGCCCGGCGGGCGGGAGAGGCUGGCGGCUCCCUCGAGCAGGCCUCCAGGCGGACCCAGAGCAGCCUCACGCUGUCCGAGGUGCUCACACGCCGGAACGCCGGGGGUGCAGCCUGGAACCACUCGGCAGGCACGGAGGAAGGCGAAGACUGCACGCUCGGAGCCUGCAGGCGGCAGCACGAUUCCCUGGACCGGUCUGACCUGCCCCCCAGGCAGGGGCUGCCAGAGCCCGGGCGACCCCGCGCCGAGGACCGGCCGCGGCCCAGCAGGCCUUGUGCCGAGGAAAACUGAGCCAGCCGGUGAGGUCGCUGCCCUGUCCCUGCUUCCCACUCCUCCCUCGCGCCCUGCGCGGUCCGGGCCACUUGACUGUGCUGGAUGCUGCCGCGGCUGGAGACUGCGGCGGGGAGCUCGGGGGCUGGACGCGCCCAGUCUUCCCUGCACAUGCGUCCUCACCUCGUCCUGUCCCCAGCACAGGACGGACCCCUCUGGCCCCUGAAUGGGGCAAGAUAGAGAAACACUUUCAACAGCGCAGCUGUUCUGCUCCUUGGUGGGGGUCUGUGUCCUAGGCAGCCCGUUCUGGUUAAUGCUCUGACUUUCUAGUCUCCUCACUGCGUCCACUUCUCUCUCAGCGUCCACUUCUCUCUCAUCGCCCACUAAGACUUGCGAGCUCCCAGAUGCCUCGUGGGGCUUCCAUUCCUUUCCCUCAGAGUUCCUAAGGGGGUUUUUGUUAAACAGAAGGGGUCUGUGCUGCCUCUGGGGUGGUGGGACUGCUCUCUAGGUCAAAGCUGCUCUGGCCCGGCCCCUGGCUGACCAUACUCCCUGGGGCAGGGCACACGGGUACUCAUCUAUUGGAAUGACGCCCCCCACCCCUACUGCACCUGCCAAAGGCACAGACACGCACAUGCUCCUGCCCCUCCCUGGGCAGACUGCGCUGCUCUGCUCCGCCCUGAGACAGGCUCACAUGCUUCACCGUUUCCCCCUUAGAAGUGUCCCUGAUGCAGCAGACCCUGCCUCCUGCCCCCAAGGGGGUACCUGUUUGGGGGAGCAGAAGUCCUUUCCCCUUUACUCCUCCACAAGCAAUAACUCCAGGAGGUGUGGACUUCGCUCCUCUUCCUUCUUCCCCCACGGGGGAGGUACCGCACCUCACAGGCUGACGCACCCUCGGCGGAUCUUGGAUCUCCGGGCGGGAGGCAGCUGCACCUGCUCCCACCGGGCCCCAGGCACACAGAAUUCACAGCGCAGCAGACCUUUUAGGGCGUCACGUAACUACAAAGUGGUAGUUUCCUGACCAUAUGGGGGAGCUGAAAGGACCAUCUGUUCCUGGCAGUGCUUUACCCUCACUCAGCAGCCUCUGAGUUCGAAGUGAGUUCGAAGGCACCUGCUGUCAGAGCUGCCUCAGGAGCUUCGUUGCCUUCGUGGUGAAAGAGCGUCAGUCGGGGAAGCUGAGUUUCGCGGGUCUCACUUCCUUGCUGGGGCGCGUUGUCCUCCAGGGCCAGCCCCCGCUGUGAGGAGCCUCUGACACGGACGGUCUGUGGGCCCUGACACCGCCGCGUCCUCCUGGACGUCGGCGUCCACGCGGGCUUGGGGGCUGUCUUCUCUCCUGCCUUUGUUUGUUUUUCUGGACCGCUCCAGUUUUCCAGUCUGUAAAAUCAGGGGGUUAAGCUAGAUGUCUCUGUGGCCCUCUGGCGCCAGCCUUGCCCGACGCCGCUGCCCCCAGGCGGGGCCGCCUCGUUCCUCCGCCGCCUUUGCUGCUCCGGCCGCCUUGUCUGCGUCACCCCGUGGGGACCAGCGUCCACCCUUGUCUGCAUCAGACCGGGCCGCCCUGUUGGAGGGCUCGGGAGCACCUACCUUACCUUCAGGGACAGGAAUGCUUUGCUCAUAUUCCUCUUCUGGAAUUUAACCAGUCUAAGUGCAUUCUCCACACCCCUGCCUCAGAUGUUCAACUUGAGACACUCUUUGCAAGACCUCUUCCUGCUGCUUCUCCCAGGUCACUGACCAGAAACUUGCUUGCUCCGGGCUGCAAGCCCUCUCUUGCAGCGCCUUGCCAUUCUUCACUGGUUGGCAACCUUGAGAGUCCAAAGGAAACUGACCUCUGUGGUGGUCAACUGAGGAUCUAGGACACCGAGCCCGGGCUCUUCUCUACGGUGGGAACUGGACGUCACGCCACGCCACGCCUACAAGGUCUCACCAGCGAGUCUGGUCUUUGGGCUCUGGAACCCUGGAUUCCGGUGCUGUAGCUCCUGGUGCCAAAGUCUGCGUCUUUCCACAUUUCGGCAGCACCAGCAUCUGCCGCCACCCAAAAUGCCCUGUGGAAGGGGCACGGCUCUGGUGCCCUCCUGCCGGGACUGCCAUCUUAAAAGUCUGAGUGCAAUAGGGUUUGAUUGUAACAGUUACUUCAGGAUAUUUUGUUCCCUUAAUCUGCACACUUCCUCUUACCGCUGUAAAAUAGAUUUUGUUUUUAAACAUCCUCAGCAUUGCAGAAAAUACUGUUUGUAAUAGCAAGUGAAGGCUGGAGGCUCAGGUCCUCUGAGCUGCUAUUGGCUGGCAAGGCUGGCUCUCCAGUUCCAAAGUUGGAAGACACGUUUCUCAAAAGCAACCUCGAUGUGACCGUCUGGACCCAGGCCUCACCAUCAGGGGUUCUGGAGGAAACUUCCAAAUAAAAGGGAGACGUGGUAGUGGAACAGUUGCCUAAUUAAGCCAAAUAUACCUGCUGUCCCAACCAACAGGCCCACUCUCUGACACGCCUCUUCUGUAGCCUGGCUCUGGCUCCAGCGUUCCUGGCAGGUGUACAGCUGUGGGAGGGCUCUCGGUCAGGCUGGGAGCCCUGAUCUCCAGAGCUGCCUGGUUGGAGGGAGCAGCAGAGCUGGCUACGUGCCAGGAGCUGGUCUCUGCCACCUGCUGUCUCCCGUCUCUUGCCGCUUUGGUCCGAAAACCCACCGGAUUAAGCAAGCCACAGGGGUGGCGAGCAGAGCCGUGGCUGGGUCUGCCUUGGCGUGGCCAGGACGCGGGCCUGGUGUGGAUUAAGGGAUCCGCAGGGGGCCGGGCCCAACCUCGGCCACAGGCGAGCUUGCACAUAAAUUAUUCCCCUCAUGGGGUAUGUGGGGUCUAUAUUGAUCUUGAAUUGUCAUCCUGGGGCAGUUCUAGUUGUGUUUGGUAGGUCAUGCCAAGUGCUGCCACACUUCCGGGGAAGGAAGGAGGGACUCUCCCGGGGUCCCUAGCUGCCUUUGCUGGUGUGGGGCUUUGGUUGUCUCUGACAAGACUGCUGUGGAAGAGCUGCUCUUUGGGACUAUCUUUGAACACCCCGGCUGGGGAGCAGGGCUUUCCUGCAAGCCUCACAACCAAGAUCAUAGGAAAGGGGCCCUAUUUUCCUGCUGCUUCACAGCUCAGAACAUGUAUUAAAUGGAAUGUAUUUUUAAGAGAAUAAAGUCUAUUUUUUUGUAUUUUAAAGAUUGUGAGGGCUAGGAAGGUAGCCCUCAAACUGUUAUUGCAUCAUAGGUCCCUUCUUGGGGCAUCAGUAUCUGUCAGCCCACGCCUACUCGCUCAGGCAGGGCCUCACGCCUGCCUCUCCGAGUCUGGGUGCAGCAGCUUCUACAUUCCUGCUCUGGGCCUGGGACCGGGACCAAGGAGGCCAGAACGUGUCGGUGGAAACCAGGGCGAAGCCAUGAGCAGGGACUCAGGGCCCCUGGGGUGCAUGUGUAUAGUGGAAGCUGCCUGUCUGCAUGUAUCCUCGGCUCCAAUGCUGUCUGUCGGCUCUGCAGCACAAUACGUAACCAAUAAAGCUCCCUAGUUUCCAUGGACCGUGUGUGCGUGUGAUGCCGCUGUGCUGAUCGCCGCUGUG
Molecule: messenger RNA, 7275 nt
Organism: Condylura cristata (star-nosed mole)
Lineage: Eukaryota; Metazoa; Chordata; Mammalia; Eulipotyphla; Talpidae
Gene: LUZP1
Product: leucine zipper protein 1
Exons: 6
Coding region: 579-3728 (1049 amino acids)
Source: RefSeq, a predicted model, not a curated record